GCGAGAAGGAAGCGAGUCUCAGAAGGAGUAGGGAAACGAGAAGAAACCGAAAAGAAAAUGAUUUGGGGUCAAUCACAAUAGUUUACGUAUCCUAGUUACUUUAGUAUAAGAACGCAUCGCGUCGAAAAGUUAUCCAACUUGAAGGAUUUCUUCAUGGCUGAGCAGGGCUCACGACUCGACUCGUCUCUUCCAGUGUUUACGCCCGAUGUUAAGAGGAUGGGUGGUGUUUACCUCGGCGAUUCAUCCCCUCCCUUGUACUCUAGCAGUGCGCGGCGGUCACUGUUCUUACGCGUCAGCGCUGCCUUCUUCGCAGGAUUCCUUAUAUGCCUGGCUGUAGUUGCGCGGUAUACCUCAAACCAAUCAUGCUUGCCAUUUUCAGCCUUAUCCGCUUUACUUCCUAUGGACGUGGGAACACCCGAAUGGCACCAAUACCCUCCGGCCGAGCCCACUAACGCGUUUCCCUCUGCGUUUCCAUCCAAUGUUGGCUAUCCCGGUCCAACACAAGCAGGUGCCGAGCCUGGCGUAGCUGCUACAGCUCCUGCCUAUCCUUUGCAUUCUAAUGACUUCAACAUUUUCCGUAGCUGGGGAAGCUCAUCUCCGUGGUACUCCAUCCCACGUGGAAAAUUUGGUGUAGAUUCUAGUCCAGAAGCCCCCGACACCUGCAACAUCACUGGAGUGCAUCUUCUCCAUCGACACGGUGCACGAUACCCUGCUGACUUUGUUAGCGGUACUGGGCCAGCUGGAUUUGCCUCCAGGUUAAACAAGAAUGCAGAAAAUAUCACCGUUACUGGGCCUCUUUCAUUUUUGGACAACUGGACAUACAAGCUAGGAAGCGAAGGAUUAACACCUUUCGGGAGGUCUCAAUUGUUCGAUCUCGGCGUGUCAAUGCGCAUGAGAUACGGGUUUCUUCUGAAGAAUUUCAGCGACACGAAUUCCUUGCCCGUGUUCAGAACUGACUCCCAAACCCGGAUGCUGGACUCUGCGCAUAACUUUGCUCUCGGAUUUUUUGGUUACCCUCUCGAGGGUCAGUACCAACAAGAGAUCAUGAUCGAAGCCAAAGGUUUCAACAAUACUCUCGCCCCUUAUCGAUCUUGCCCCAAUAAUGACAUUCCAUAUAUCGGCUACCGCGGCGCACCACCUGCUGAUGCAUGGAAAGCAGUGUAUCUCAGGGAUACCGUUCAUCGUUUGCAACGAUAUGUUCAUGGGUUUGACUUGGAAGUUCGAGAUGUUUAUGCCAUGCAAGAAUUGUGCGCCUUUGAGACGGUUGCUCUUGGUUAUUCCAAGUUCUGCGAACUGUUCACGCAGAAGGAGUGGGAAGGCUUCGAUUAUUCAUACGAUAUUAACUAUUGGUACGGUUUAGCUUGGGGCUCACCUAUAGCCAGGGCAGAAGGAAUUGGCUAUGUGCAAGAGCUUGUGUCUCGUCUCACUCAGACGCCGAUUGAAACGCACAAUACUUCUACUAAUGCGACACUUCAUAACGCUGUCACUUUCCCCCUUGGAAACAGCCUUUAUGUGGAUGCGACGCAUGAAACUGUAGUAUUAAAUGUCCUUACUGCAUUGAAUCUUUCGAGCUUUGCGGCGAUGGGACAAUUGCCUACUGAUCAUAUACCAAAACGGCGCACGUUUAGGUCAGCAGAGCUUGCCCCAUAUGCAACCAAUGUACAGUUCCAGCUUCUGUCAUGCUCCACGGAGCCCGACCCACAAAUUCGUGUGAUCGUUAAUGAUGGUGUUGUACCGCUGGCAAAUCUAGAUGGAUGUCAACAUCAUCCAGAUGGGAUGUGUUCGAUUCAUGCUUUUGUCGACGCGCAGAAAGAGAACAUUCGGAGUACCGACUGGAACUUCGUUUGUAACACCAACUUGACAUUCCCCGAUGGAUGGAAGACUACGACGGGCUAUCCUGUUUAGAUUCGUCGUCCAGUCAUUAUGGUGCUAUGGAUGUUGUCGAUAGUAAUUCGCCAAAAGAGCGACACCCGUGAAUCUCAUCAUGCAUUACAUAUCA
This is a messenger RNA of Suillus discolor, 1999 nucleotides long. RefSeq names its product phosphoglycerate mutase-like protein. The coding region runs from base 154 to 1905 and encodes 583 amino acids. Lineage: Eukaryota; Fungi; Basidiomycota; Agaricomycetes; Boletales; Suillaceae. Gene Ontology annotation, molecular function: acid phosphatase activity. The record is from RefSeq and is a predicted model, not a curated record. The transcript has 14 exons.